AUAUAAUAUUUGUGUGUGUUUAAGUGUGCGUAUUUGUAACUCUUGCCGCUUUUCUCUCGUUGUAAGUAUAGCUCUUACUCCUACUCUUUCCCCUCUCUCAUUCUCUCACUCAUAAUAGUGAGUGUGUAGAGUGUAGCUGUUGCUGUUUCGUUCUCGCUGCUGUUCUAUGCCCUCCCUCCAUCUAUCUUAUUUCUACUCCUCCUCUACCUCCUCCCUCGUUGCUUUUUUUCUUACUCUCUUUUCCUCACUUUCUUUUUCUCUUUCUCGUGCAGAAGUCAGUCUUUGACUCACAUGUUCUCUGUGAUGCCGUGUGGUAAGGCAUACAUACACGUUUAUAAACAUGUAUGUUUAGCAGCAUUCACACCUUUUUUACAAAAACAAGCUUGCUUUCUCUAGUUGUCGAUAAUUAGUGUGUAUGAGUACGUGUGUGUAUAUAUAUAUUAUGUUUGUGUAUAGUGUAAAUACAUAUAGUUGAUAGCUUUGUUGGUUUUUUUUUUCCAUUUUACUCUGUGUUUCUGUCUCUCUCUUACCUAUAUUUUGUCGCGGUGUUUGUAAAUAUAUAAUUUAUAUAUCUUCAUAUAUUUUUGUGUGUGUUAAUUGCAUAGAAGUUUAGUGGUAUAAAGUGUGAUUGUAUAUAUACAUAUAUGUAUAUAUACCUACGUAUGCUUGCGCGCACAUGAAAUAUGCAAACAGGGGAUAAAAAAAAGAUAAUACACAUAUGAUGUGUAUGAGUGUAUAAUAUAUAUACAUAUAUAUUUAUAUAUUGUUCAUAUUGUUGGGUUUAACUACAUAAGGGAUUUAAGAUUUUCCUUUUAUCAUUACGUGCACUUUCGGAAUUCUUGGAAAUUUCAUAACUUUGGAAAAAAAAAAUUUAUUUAUUAAUAACCCGGAUUUUUUGUUAAAAGAAAACGAAACAAAGUUCACAAUAUCUACCAACUAAGGAAUUCUAUUUACAUUGAAAAGUUUCUCAUCGACUUGAAUCAACUAUCGAAAACUAACACACGUCGUUCACCAUGGAUAUAUUAUUGUUAUCGAAGAAAUGGACUUUUCCAUUGUUGCUGAUUGGCAUUUUUUCCCAGACAUGUCUCGUCGUCUCGGAAUCUGCAUCAUCAUCGGAUUUUAACGACACCUGCAAUACUUUCUCGGAUCCUUGUAAAAAUGGCCUUAUUAUUCCUCGCUGGGAGCCAACAGGUAAUCUCAGUGUUGGAGAUAAAGUCGCCAGAGCCAUCAUCUAUUUUGUCCUCAUGGUCUACCUUUUUCUUGGUGUUUCCAUCAUUGCUGAUCGGUUCAUGGCAUCCAUUGAAGUGAUUACUUCCAAAGAGAAAGACGUUACCGUUAAGAAGCCGGAUGGUACUACAACGAUAGUCAGCGUGAGGAUCUGGAAUGAAACCGUAUCUAAUCUGACCUUGAUGGCACUCGGUUCUUCGGCUCCUGAAAUUAUGUUGUCGGUCAUUGAAAUUUGUGGUAAUAAUUUCAAGGCCGGAGAUCUUGGACCUAGUACAAUUGUUGGAAGCGCUGCUUUCAACUUGUUUAUUAUCACUGCCCUUUGUAUCGAGGUCAUUCCAAAUGGGGAAAGUAGGAGUAUUAAUCAUCUUUCGGUGUUUUUCAUCACGUCCAUCUGGAGUGUUUUCGCCUAUCUCUGGCUAUAUUUUAUUCUAUCUGUUAUAUCCUACGGAAUUGUUGAAGUUUGGGAAGCCAUACUGACAUUCCUUUUUUUCCCAGCCACUGUGGUUACAGCAUAUGUUGCUGAUAGGAAAUUAUUAAACAAAUUUAUUUCCAAAAAAUACCGGGCUAGCAAACAAAAGGGAGUUGUAAUCCAAUGUGAGGGUUUGGAUAUCGAGAAUGCUGAUUCCAAAGCAAACCACCUCGGAGAAGACGUAGCUUUCAAAGGACUUGACUCGGAAGAAACCGAUGUUCGUGAAUUUGAGCAGCAUCGUCGAGAGUACAUUGAAAUUCUUCGUGAAAUGAGAAAAAAAAAUCCAACAUUGGACAUGAAAACUCUUGAAGACAUGGCUGAAGCCGAAGCUGUAAAUCGGGGCCCGAAGAGUCGUGCUUUCUAUCGAAUCCAGGCUACUAGAAAAUUGACAGGUGGUGGUAAUAUUAUCAAGAAAGCUAAGACACAAACUAGCAUGCAGCUUUCUUCGACAACUGACCAGAAACCUGAAGAUGAAAUAACAAAGGUUUGCUUUGAUCCUGGACAUUACACUGUCAUGGAAAAUGUCGGUACAUUUUAUGGUACUGUCACCAGGGAAGGUGGUGAUUUAAGCAAGACCCUCUAUGUGGACUACAAGACUGAAGAUGGUACAGCAAAUGCCGGUUCUGACUAUGUAUACGCUGAAGGUACUCUUGUCUUUUAUCCUAUGGAAACUCACAAACAAUUCCCAAUUUCCAUUAUUGACGAUGACAUUUUUGAAGAGGACGAACAUUUUUACAUUCGUUUAAGCAAUCUUCGAGUCGGCGACUCUCAGGGAUUAUUUGAGAGUGGUCAAGCGGAAGCAAAAGCCAUACUGGCCAAUCCCUUCUUAGCCACUGUGAUGAUUUUGGAUGAUGAUCAUCCAGGUAUCUUUCAAAUCGAGGAAAAGGAAAUGUAUAUUACUGAAUCAAGCGGAGAAGUGGAAAUUCGCAUAAUUCGUACAUCAGGGGCUCGUGGCCUUGUUAAAGUCCCAUUCCAUUCUGUGGACGGCACCGCUGUUCACGGGAAGGAUUAUGAACUCUUGGAUAAGGAAGUUUGCUUUGAUAACGACGAAAAUGAAAAAUUUCUUCGCGUACGGGUAUUUGAUGAUGAAGAAUAUGAAAAGAAUGAAACUUUUUUCAUUUGGCUAGAUGAACCUUUCCUUGUGAAGAAACCAGCAGAUACUGACUCUGCCCACUCAGGUUCUAUAUCACACUAUUUUGAAGAAUGUGAUGCCAGCUGUUUUCUGGAUGAGACAAAUGUCUCGGUACAUUCUGGGACACCCUACUCAAAUAUGAUUCCUCUUAUCGAAAGACAGAAUUUUGGCAGUUCUACAUCUGCAAGCAAUGAACCCAUACGACACCGUAUGUCAGGCACAAUGUCAACAUUUUUACGCAAAAUCUCUCAAAGCAGCUUUGUCGAGGAUACAAUUGAGACGCUAAACUCCGCCAAAGUCAGUUUGAUGCAAAACGAAUCCGAGAAAGACAAACACUCUAGUGGAAAGGCUUCAAUGCCUAAAUCUCCUUCUACUUCUAAUACUGCCCCCGUGCAUCAGAGAAUGUCAGGUACCAUAUCUCAUUUUUUUCGAAAAAUAUCUCAAACCAGCUCUGAUGAUAGGUUAAGUACAGCACUGGAAACUUUUCCAUCAUCAAGUUAUAUGCAUGCAGAUAGAGAGGAGAAAGAGAAACAGCCAAUUCACCAGUCAAGUGAUAGCAACUUUUCUUUAGCAACUAUGCACCAUGCAUCAGGUAGUAGUUCUGAAAAUGUACAGCAGGAGGAAGAUGACCCUGUAUUGGUGGAACUUGGUAAACCGAGACGUGGUGAAAAUAUCAAGAUUACAGUUCACAUAACUGAGAGCACAGAAUUCAAGAGUGUGGUUGACAAGUUACUAAAGAAAGCUAACUUAUCUCUUGUCGUUAGCACUUCUUCCUGGAGAGAACAGUUCAUUGAGGCCAUAACAGUCAAUGCAGAAGGAGAUGAUGACGACGAUGGUGAAGAAGAAAAACUCCCUUCUUGUAUGGAUUACAUCAUGCAUUUUGUCUGCUUGUUCUGGAAAGUGUUGUUUGCUUUUGUACCACCAACAGAAUACUGGGGUGGUUGGGCAUGUUUUACAGUAAGCAUCUGUCUCAUUGGUGUUUUGACUGCCUUCAUCGGUGAUUUUGCUAGUCAUUUUGGCUGCACGAUAGGUCUGAAAGAUGCUGUAACUGCCGUUUCCUUUGUAGCUUUGGGCACCAGUGUCCCAGAUACUUUUGCCAGUAAAGUAGCUGCUGUAAAUGACAAAUAUGCAGAUUCCUCAAUUGGUAAUGUUACUGGCAGCAAUGCUGUCAACGUAUUCCUUGGAAUUGGCAUUGCCUGGAGUAUUGCAGCUAUUUACCAUGCUGCCAAUGGAUCAGUGUUCCGCGUCCAUCCAGGAACCUUGGCAUUCUCUGUCACAGUCUUCUGUGUCUUUGCUUUCUUUACAACUCUCAUUCUCGUGUUACGGAGACACAAGAAGGUCGGCGGUGAGUUGGGCGGGCCUCCCGUCUACAGACAUGUGGCAGCUUCCAUUUUUAUCCUAUUCUGGGUCAUAUACAUCUUGCUGACCAGUUUAAUGAGCUAUUGUUACAUUGAGGCUUUCUAAACUAUCUAAAGUGGGCCACCUGAUUGUUUUUAUUAUACAAAAACAAAAAGAAGACAAACGAUGAAACGUGCGCUGUAAAAACUGCUACAUUUCACUGGCUGACUUUGCUGCCUCCACUGUGCAUUUGAUCAAGCCAAACGACUUACUUUUAAUGUUUUUGGCUGCUGUGCUACAGAUUGCUGUUCCCUCUCUACAAGUGUGAUGAAAUUGGUAUUAUUUAAGAAUUAUAUGAAUUAUGGAAAGAACAAAAAAAAAAAAAGAAUAAAGAAAAAGAACAGCAAAAAGACACUCAGUAACCACCUUCUCCCAUCCAUUUUUACAAAAUUACUUCCAUACAUAAUAUAAAUAUAUAAAAAAAAUUUAAAAUUAUUUAAAAAAAAAAAAAACAAAAAGAUGCAAACAAAAGAAAGAAUAUUC
Octopus sinensis (East Asian common octopus) is the source of this 4709-nucleotide messenger RNA. Its product is annotated as sodium/calcium exchanger 3-like. NCBI's taxonomy places the organism in Eukaryota, Metazoa, Mollusca, Cephalopoda, Octopoda, Octopodidae. The record is from RefSeq and is a predicted model, not a curated record. The coding region runs from base 1014 to 4292 and encodes 1092 amino acids. Gene Ontology annotation, cellular component: axon; postsynapse; sarcolemma. Gene Ontology annotation, molecular function: calcium:sodium antiporter activity. Gene Ontology annotation, biological process: sodium ion transmembrane transport; cell communication; calcium ion import across plasma membrane. The transcript is spliced from 13 exons.